AUGCCUCCCAAAUCUAGAUUUACAAGGCUCGAUGCCUUUACCAAAACCGUUGACGAGGCGAGAGUCCGCACAACAUCCGGAGGAAUUGUCACGAUAGCUUCACUGCUCAUUGUCUUGUACCUUGCUCUGGGCGAGUGGAAUGAGUAUAGGAAAGUCGUUGUCCAUCCCGAAUUGAUUGUCGACAAAGGUCGAGGUGAAAAGAUGGAAAUACAUCUAAACAUUACUUUCCCAAAGAUCCCCUGCGAGCUUCUAACACUGGAUGUGAUGGAUGUGUCUGGAGAACAGCAGGUUGGAGUCAUGCACGGCGUGAGCAAGGUCAGGCUGUUACCUGUCGAGGAGGGAGGGCAUGUUAUUGAUAUCAAAGCUCUCGACUUGCAUUCCGAUGACGACAAAGCGCAACAUUUGGACCCCGAAUACUGUGGUGAAUGUUAUGGCGCGACUCCUCCACCAAACGCGCAGAAAGCAGGCUGCUGUAAUACUUGUGAAGAAGUGCGGGAAGCAUAUGCGAGUUCGUCCUGGGCCUUUGGGCGAGGGGAAAACGUAGCACAAUGCGAGCGUGAACAUUACGCCGAACGACUGGACUCUCAGAGAAAGGAAGGAUGCCGCAUAGAGGGAGGUCUGCGAGUCAAUAAGGUCGUGGGGAACUUCCAUAUCGCACCCGGAAGGAGUUUCAGCAAUGGCAAUAUGCACGUACACGAUCUCAAUAACUAUUUUGAUACCCCGGUCCAAGGAGGCCAUGUAUUUUCGCACACUAUCCACCAUCUUCGCUUUGGCCCACAGCUUCCCGAGGAGAUCACCAAGAAAAUGAGCUCCAAGUCACUACCAUGGACCAAUCAUCACGUAAACCCACUAGACGAUACCGAGCAAAUUACGCAUGACCCGGCUUAUAACUUCAUGUAUUUCGUCAAGGUCGUCUCAACUUCUUACCUUCCCUUGGGGUGGGAGAAAGAGAUUUAUGGUCUCAACGCUGGUCAGGACAACGUGGGAAUUGGUUCCUAUGGACACCUGAAUGAUGGCAGCGUUGAGACACAUCAAUAUUCGGUCACUAGCCACCGCAGAAGCUUGAAUGGCGGUGAUGACGCUGCUGAGGGUCACAAGGAGAAAAUCCAUGCACGAGGCGGUAUCCCCGGCGUCUUCUUCUCAUACGAUAUCUCGCCAAUGAAAGUCAUCAAUCGUGAAGAACGAUCCAAGACUCUAACUGGCUUCCUGACAGGACUCUGCGCAAUUGUGGGAGGGACCUUGACCGUUGCAGCGGCCGUUGACCGCGGUUUGUAUGAAGGCACGACACGCUUAAAGAAGCUACAGUCUAAAACUAUGUAA
Molecule: messenger RNA, 1320 nt
Organism: Lachnellula hyalina
Lineage: Eukaryota; Fungi; Ascomycota; Leotiomycetes; Helotiales; Lachnaceae
Exons: 4
Coding region: 1-1320 (439 amino acids)
Biological process (GO): endoplasmic reticulum to Golgi vesicle-mediated transport; retrograde vesicle-mediated transport, Golgi to endoplasmic reticulum
Cellular component (GO): COPII-coated ER to Golgi transport vesicle; endoplasmic reticulum; endoplasmic reticulum membrane
Source: RefSeq, a predicted model, not a curated record